Tauraco erythrolophus (red-crested turaco) is the source of this 4330-nucleotide messenger RNA. Lineage: Eukaryota; Metazoa; Chordata; Aves; Musophagiformes; Musophagidae. The record is from RefSeq and is a predicted model, not a curated record.
AUGGCAGGUGACAAGACCCAUAGGGCCAGCGGAACAGAGAACCUGGCAGCAGGUGAGCUUACAGGUCCUUCACCUGUCCGCAACCUGAGCCUGAGCAGCAACGGGAGCUCUGCGGUACUUCACGCCUCCUGGGUGCAUGCCCACGGGCAGCGAGACGGCUACCGUCUUGCCCUCUACCACAGUGACUCCCAGAAGCUUGUGAGAAAUGCGUCCAUCCUGCCAGACACCUCCACAUUCCUGUUUGACGGGUUGCUGGCUGGCAGUGGGUACGCCUUGAAGGUCACCACACUGGCUGGAUCCAGCCAGGCGAGCACCAGUACCCACCAGUGGACAGCUCCCUCCAUCCCCACCCAGCUGAGGCUCAGCCCCAACUCCAGCACCAGCCUCGUCGCCUCCUGGGCGGGUGCUGGGGGAGCCACGUGGCUCCACCUCACGCUCCACAACCUCCUCACCCAGACGGUGACCACAACGCUGUCAGCCAGGAGGGGCCUCACCAGCUACACCUUCCAGCAUCUCCACCCUGGCACCCAGUACUGGCUGGGGCUGAGCGCCACGGCUGGGCCCUACACGGUGGGGGGACCCAAUGCCACUGCUUGGACAUACCCCCUGAGCCCUGGCAAUGUGACCCUGAGCAGCGCAGAGGAGCAGAGCUCCUUGCAGGCUUGCUGGAGCACCCCGGCAGGAGAGAGACAAUUCUACCUGGUGACACUGCAGGAGGGAGAGGACGGUGCUCCAGCAAGGAACAUCUCUGUUGACGGAGACAACAGUCAUGUCACCUUCCACGGGCUGAGCCCCGGGACGCAAUACUCUGCCCAGGUGACAGCGGUGGCUGGGCCUUAUCGGGCAUCAGCCCACAGCACAGCAGCCUGGACAGAGCCGCUAGCACCAUCUGGAGUGAGUCUGUCCAGCCAGGGGAGCCCCUACAGCCUAGUAGCGAGCUGGGAGAAGGCAACAGGAGAGGGCUACGUGCUGGCCCUCAGCACUGUGGACCACCCUGUGAAGAACAGCUCGCUGCUCAGAGGUGUCACCAACUUCACCUACACGGGCCUCCACCCUGGGACUCUCUACAUCUUUGAGGUCAGCACCGUGGCUGGCCCCUACACAUCUGCAACCCGGCGCAUCACCAACUGGACAUAUCCUUUGCCCCCAGAGCAGCUGACCCUCAGCAACCAGGGCCACAGCACCUCUCUGCAAGCCUUCUGGAGAGCAGCUCCAACUGGCAGCACUGGCUACACAGGCACCCUCUGGGAAACCAAGUCCCAGGAACAAGUCAGGAACGUGACUGUGGGGAGCAACUGGACAAACAUCAUCUUUGAGGACCUGGUCCCUGGGCGACAGUAUACACUGGACAUGGCUUCUAUGGCUGGACCUUAUAGAUCCCCUGUGCAGUCAGCCACAGACUGGACAUACCCCCUGGCUCCGGCUGGCGUGACCCUGACCAACACUCGAUGCCCACAGGGACUCUCUGCCUUCUGGGAUAAGGCUGCUGGCGAUGUGGACCAGUUCCACCUCCAGCUCUACAGCAAGAGCCAUCCAGUGCAGAGGAACAUCUCGGUGGGACCAAACACCCACAACUUCACAUUCCUGGGGCUGUCCCCUGGCAUUCAGUACUUCCUGAAGGUGACUGUCCUUGCUGGCCCAUACAGAUCUUCAUCACACUUUGCCACCGAGUGGACAUAUCCACUGUCUCUGGCCAACGUGAGUGUACAGCCUGGCCAGAUUCCCCAGGAGCUACAUGUGAGCUGGGUGGAGUCAGGCGGUGGCAGAGACCACUUGCUACAGCUCUCAGUGGCAGAGUCCCUGUCCAUUAUCAGGAAUGUGUCCGUCCCCCGUGGAGUCACCCAGCUUGACCUGGAGGGGCUGGUGCCAGGGUCCCGGUACCGUGUGGAGAUCAUUUCUCAUGCUGGGCCUCAUCGUGCCACCUCUCAGACUGCCAUUGGCUACACUGUCCCACUACCACCUCGUUCCCUGUUGGCAAGUCCUGUCAGCACUGCCUGGGCUCUGACUGUGCAGUGGGACACCCCUCCGGGGCAGAGGGAUGGAUACCUGCUCAGCAUGAACGAGGAGGGCUUUUCUUCACCAGUGAGGAACCUGGAAGCAGGGAAAGACAGCACCAAUGUCACUCUGACACAACUGGCACCAGGAACUUGCUAUGUUGUUGGGAUGUGGGCAGUAGCUGGUCCCUACCGCUCCCUCCGCAUUUGCACAGUUCCUGCUGCACCAACAAACCUGAGCCUUACCAACCUAGGCAGCUCCUCAGAACUUUACACGUGCUGGAAUAAGCCCCCUGGCAGGAGAGACCACUACCGCGUCAUUCUGUAUAGUCUCAGCGCCCAGAGCAGGAAGCGGGUCCAGACCUUGAGUCCAGAUGCGCAGAACAUCACCUGGACUCACUUGGAGGAAGGCAGCAGGUUUGCUGUGCAGGUCACUGCUGUGAAAGGCUCGUUUGAAGCCUCCUCCAAGAAUGUCACUCAAUGGACACACCCCUUGGCCCCUGCCAGCCUUGCCCUGGGCAGCCCCUCUGCCUCCACGCUGCUGGCCUCCUGGGCAGCAGUGAGGCGAGGAGCAGAAGGCUACAUGGUGGAUGUCUAUGACACAACCUCCAGCAGUCAUGUCAGGCGCGUGGUGCUGGGCAGGGAUGCCGAGAGUCAUACCUUCAGAAACCUGAGCCCUGGCACCCGCUACAGCGUGGCAGUGAGGGCCACAGCUGGGCCCUUCCACACCAGCACCCCCAACUUCACCCACUGCACACGCCCACUGCCCCCGGCCACCGUGCACUGGCUGAUCACGGGGCACCCUGACAGGCUGAGUGCGUCUUGGGGAGCCGCAGCUGGGGGGCGAGAUGGCUACGCACUGACCCUGUACUACGCGUGGCUGGGCACCGUGGUGGCUACAGCCUCACUGGGGAGAGAUACCCACAACUUCACCUUCAUGGACCUGACCCCAGGAUACAAGUACUCCCUAGAGGCCAGUGCCGUGGCUGGACCAUACCAGGCAGCAGCACCCAACAUCAGUGGCUGGACACUACUGGCAGAGGCACUCCAGCUGGGCUAUGAGAAUGAGGAUGACCUGGAUGAAGAAGGAUUGGCAUGCCCGCUGGCCCCAGCCAUCGUGCGCUUGCUGAGCACGGGGCACCCUGACAGGCUGAGUGCAUCCUGGGGAGCUGCAGCUGGGGGGCGAGAUGGCUACGCACUGACCCUGUACCAUGUGCGACUGGGCACCGUGGCGGCUACGACCUUGCUUGGGAGAGACACCCACAACUUCACCUUCAUGGGACUGGCCCCAGGAAGCAAGUAUGUGCUGGAGGUGGUGUCCUUGGCAGGGCCUUACCAGACACCUGCAGGGAACGUCAGCAACUGGACAUACCCCCUGGCACCCCGCAAUGUGUACAUGACGAACCAGGGGUAUCCCAACAGGCUGAGCGCAUCCUGGCAAGCCGAACCCCAAGGACAAGACAGUUACAGGCUCCUCCUGUAUCACUCAGGAUCAGGUAUUGUGGCAGCCAACGUAUCUGUUGGGAAAGGCACCAGCAAAUUCAUCUUUUCUGAUCUGGCUCCGGGACACAAAUACCUGCUGGAAGUGGUGUCUGUGGCAGGGCCCUAUGCAGCCUCUGCGAGGAACAUCAGCGAUUGGACAAAGCCGAACCCGGUGAAGGAUGUGCAAUGCCUACCAAAGCCAAGGAGCCUUUACUUGAACUGGACCAGCUCUCCUGGAGAUGUGGAGGCUUAUGAGGUGGUGAUAGAGAGAUUCUCUGAUGGACCCCCCACCUCCAAGAUUGUCACGAGCAUCCCUAUGAGCGAGGUCAGUCUGGAGGGGCUGAGGCCAAACUCGUCGUACCGAAUCAUUGUGAGCGCAGUAGGCAUGAACACAAUGAGGAGCCAGGCUGUGACUCUGCUUUGCAACACAACAGUGGAGGCCUUGCCUCCCCCCCUGCGAGCAGACGUCUUCCAGGUGGAGGCCAGCUCCACGGUUAUCAUUUCAUCCGACCUGUUCAGCGAGGAGAAUGGUCAGAUUGAGUAUUACGGUGUCAUUGCUACCACUAAUGAUUCAUUGCUGAGGCCCACCCAGGAAAUCAUGUCCAGCACAUGGUAUGACCACUACUAUGGAACAGAGGACUCCUACCUGGCGGUGCUAAUCCCCAAUCCCUUCCAUUCGAGCCCCAGGAGCUCCCCCGAAACCUGGCGAGUGCCAGUGGGAACAGAGGAGUGUGGCCAUUCCAGGGCAAUGUGCAACGGGAAGCUGAAAGCCAACGAACAGUACAGGUUCAGCAUCGCUGCCUUCACCAAAUACGACCCCGUAGCCCCUGCAGUGACGUUCACCAUGUUCUCAG